Molecule: messenger RNA, 1978 nt
Organism: Dromiciops gliroides (monito del monte)
Lineage: Eukaryota; Metazoa; Chordata; Mammalia; Microbiotheria; Microbiotheriidae
Gene: KATNAL2
Product: katanin catalytic subunit A1 like 2
Exons: 16
Coding region: 72-1682 (536 amino acids)
Molecular function (GO): ATP hydrolysis activity; ATP binding; protein binding
Source: RefSeq, a predicted model, not a curated record
GUACCUACUGAGGUGGUCGGGCGAGGGUUAGUCUCCUUUUCUCCUUCCUCCCGCCCAUAAUACAGCGCUUAAUGGAGCUUUCCUACCAGACUCUCAAAGUCACACACCAGGCGCGAGAAGCGGGUGAGAUGAGGGCAGAAGCUCGAAGAAAAAAUCUUCUCAUUUUGAUUUUGCAUUAUUUAACACAGGAAGGAUAUAUUGAUGCUGCCAACGCUUUGGAACAAGAAACCAAACAAGGCUUACGGCGUUUUGAAGUUUGUGACAAUGUUGAUCUUGAAACUAUUUUGAUGGAAUACGAGAGCUAUUAUUUUGUAAAAUUCCAGAAAUACCCUAAAAUUGUCAGAAAGGCAGUUGAAACUGAAGAAAAUAAGAUACCACGAAGUGGAAAGUCCAGAAGGGUGGUGAGUGAUGCUUCUCAGAAUCUUCCUAGGAUCCCUCAGCAUCGGCCACAGUCAAAGACGACAUCAGGGAAGACAUUGGAGCCCAAGCCCCCCAACAAGGAGAACUCUAAACAGGAGACUGACAAUACAGCUUCCUUAGAGACUCCUGACUUUGGUUUAAAUAUAUCAGGAUUUAACAAAGGCAUUGGGGGUGAAAAUGCUCACCCAAGAAGGGGUCAAGUAAUUGACUUCCAUGGGUUGAUCACAGAUGCUAUCAAAGGAACAACCAAUGAAAUAACCUUAAACAGUUUUGACUAUAAUCCAGACCCUUCAGUACGAUUGCUAAAACCUCUUAGUGCAUUUAUUGGCAUGAAUAGUGAGAUGAGAGAACUAGCGGCUGUUGUAAGCAGGGACAUUUAUCUCCAAAAUCCCAACAUAAAGUGGAAUGACAUUAUUGGACUUGAUGCAGCCAAGCAGUUAGUCAAAGAGGCUGUUGUGUAUCCUAUAAGGUAUCCACAGCUGUUCACGGGGAUUCUUUCUCCAUGGAAAGGGUUAUUACUUUAUGGCCCUCCAGGUACAGGAAAGACAUUGUUGGCUAAAGCUGUGGCUACUGAAUGCAAAACAACCUUCUUUAAUAUUUCUGCAUCCACCAUUGUCAGCAAGUGGAGGGGUGAUUCAGAAAAACUCGUCCGGGUGUUAUUUGAACUUGCUCGGUAUCAUGCCCCUUCGACAAUCUUUCUGGAUGAACUAGAGUCAGUAAUGAGUCAGAGAGGCACUUCCCUGGGGGGAGAGCAUGAAGGAAGUCUUCGGAUGAAAACAGAAUUGCUUAUGCAGAUGGAUGGGUUGGCCCGAUCUGAAGACCUUGUCUUUGUUUUAGCAGCUUCCAAUCUGCCAUGGGAGUUAGAUUGUGCUAUGUUACGCCGCCUGGAGAAGAGGAUUCUGGUGGAUCUCCCCAGCAAGGAGGCGAGACAGGCCAUGAUCCGCCAUUGGCUGCCUGCUGUGAGCAACAGUGGUGGCAUAGAGCUCCAUGCGGAACUGGAAUAUGGCCUGCUGGGCCAGGAGACCGAGGGCUACUCUGGCUCAGACAUCAAGCUAGUUUGCAAGGAGGCAGCCAUGCGGCCUGUGAGAAAAAUCUUUAAUGCGCUUGAAAAUCUCCAAUCAGAGAACAGCAAUUUACAUGCCAUCCGGCUGGACACCGUGACUACCGCAGACUUUCUGGAUGUCAUGGCCCACACCAAACCUUCUGUCAAGAAUAUGAUUCAGAAAUAUUCAGCCUGGCAAAGUGACUACGAAUCUGUCUGAAUUAACCCUUGCCCCUUCCCCACCGUCCAUAGAAGACACCAAAGGGAUAAAGGGGCUAUUGCUACCACUUUUAUAAGUGGGACACAUUGACUGACUAUAGAAGUGAAAAGGAUUCAUUCAUUUAUUGCAAAAGGUCUUAUUUUAGAAAACUUGAGUUUAGUGUAUUUUCAUGGGAAAUCUGAGAUGCCUUUUACAUUUUAUAUGAUAAAUAACAAGAUAUUGUAAAAUCCAAUUAUAUGCGUGUAAUAUUGUUUGUCUUCUACAAUACAAUGGAGAUGUUCUCUCAAUUUCCUUGC